AUGCAAGUAGCUACGAAUCUGAACGUAUUUUUCACUAAUUAAGUGGCUCCAAUCUAAUAUCGUACGCUAACGAUUGAAAAAUUUAGGAAUUUUUUUUAGACCUGUUUCCAACAAAAACAGUUAAGUACAGUAAAAGACGAUCAAAAAGAUGGGUAAGAACAACAGGAAGAACAAGACGACUGCAGGUUCUUCUGCCGUGCCACCACCCCAACCUGCUCCGCAGCGACCCAAUGAUGACGACAUCGACCCAGAACUCCUCGAAUUGAUGCGAACUCUCAAACUAUCGCAAGAAGAAGCUGAACUGUAUCGAGAAGAAAAGGCGAAGCAAAAACGCAGAGAGGAGAGGGCCGCGGAAGCACCAAAAAAGCAGGCUCGAAAGGAGAAGAAGAUACGCGCGAAAAGAGCAGAGGCCUGGGAGAAGGCAAAAGUGCUUGACAAUAGUCUGUACGGAGCAAGCAAACAUUGGGGAUCGAAAAAAAGCGGAUCUGGAACUAAACAGAGUUAUGCACUUUUGUUUAGUCAAAAACAAUAACAAUAUGAAUAUGACAAUGUGCUUUAUAAUUUUUUUCGUAGGUAUAUUUGGGUUUGAGGUAGAAGACUCACCGCAUUUUAGAAGUUUAUACUCUCUUACACUGCAGAUAUGAAGAUACACUGCGAUUUUUUAAUUUCUGCACCCUGUCCCCUAGCUCUCCCGCUUGCUUUUCUAAUUCUCUACCCACGCAUCGGUGCCAUCGUCCUACACAGAGGCUUCCAGUUGUACCUUCACACAAGAAGACGUCGAGGAGUUGGACUAUGGGCAUCUCCUCGAGUGUGUGCCAGUAGGAACCGACGAAACGGAACUGGCACGCACUGCAGUAGGAGGCAGAAAAUGCAGACCAGACGCCGUCCGUUUUGGGUUGCAAGUGUGGCAGGAAAUGCAGCAGAUCGUGUCCUACACUCAUGGCGGAAGAAGCGACGAGCCCCAAGGAUGUGCGAACAAGUUGUUCACUUACGGGUGGUGGUUGAUAUUCAAACUCAAUGCUAGUUACUGGCCUUUGCGAUAGCUAAAGUAGAAGCGCAAGUGGUUCAGGUUCUUGCAUUUACGUUUGAUCGCUGUACCUCUCGGCGCCUUCACUGAAAGGCGACCUCUCCCUUUUUGUCUUGAUCUCGGCCUUUAAACAACUACCGGCUUGUAGCUCAUACAUAUCUGGCUUGUAGCUCAUACUUAUCCGGCUUGUACUUGUAGCUCAUACAUAAGUAUAUAGAAUAGUCGGGGCAUCAGCGACUUCUUUCCCCUGUGCGGCCUUUUGCUAGCUGUCUCUUCCCUUUUUCAUUGUUCUUGGGAAGACGUCACGAGCCGAGUCAGCUUCAAGUGUCUCUUGUGUAAGAACGCGAAAGGAAAAGCGACAGACUUCGCGUGGGAGCAUCUCUAUGGGGAGGACUCUUUGGCCGCCAAACACUGGGAAAGAUGGGAGGCCAGAGAGCGGAAGAUCAAGACCACGAGGCAGCUCUUAGAGCUGUUGAUUUUUGCUGGUGAUGGAGCAGGUGGAGCGGAGAGGAAUGGAGGCGGUAAUGGAGGGCAGCCGAGUUAUGUCCAUUUUCUUUAAAUUUUCUGAAGUUGAUAGAUGCGCGCGCUACCUUCUUCAACUUGGUCAUCGCCGUCACUUAGUAGUGGUUGCUUUCUGCUUAUUUUUCCCGGAAUAUUUCGCACGCUUUUUUAAGAGGAGUGCUCGCAAAGGCUUAAACUUCUAUUUCUAAGCUGAGGCCGACGCCGAGGCCCUUCAAAAUCGCGGUGGAAACUCAUCAGACGCAUUUAAACCAGUCAACCCCGCCAACCCCGUUGCUGACUGCGAGUAUUUGGCUCUUGCACUGGUCGAAGACUGGGAGCACAAAGUGAACUGCGUGGUCUUGCGUUGUCUCCUUUGCGGAGAGCAUCAGGACAAGGUAGCACUUAUUUUCUCCAAGAAAGUUAUCCUUGUUCCACUGCUGUGACGUUUGCAGAUAGAGUAGCGCAUGCCGUAAAUGUAAAGGCUAAAUACGGACUCAGCCAUGAUAAUUCUUGGUCUUCUGCUGCCAGUUUGUGAAGCAGGUUUCGUCCUCUACACUCCUUCACAACCACCAAACCCCACAGCCCCUCGAGACCGAUGCCGACGUGAUGGCUUUAUGUGGCCAUGGAAGCCGUCCAAAGUGGUACUGCGAGGGCAACAAAGCGCACGAGAAAAAGGCGUGGGCUUUUCACGGUGGCGCGAACUGCAAGGAUUAUGCUCCGGCCCGAGACAGUGUUCGCGAGGCGAAGCAGAAGCUGAUCGACGCAAAUCCAGACUUUUAUGGCCAAUGCGCAGCAGAUGACGACAGAGAGGAUACCCUUAGCGAGGGGGGCGAGUCAGAGUCUGACUCUGGAGAGACUGAGCGCGACGAUGCAGAUGGCCUGUUCACUGUAGUGGACGAGAGGAGCAGCAGUAGCAGUAGUCAAGCACCUGCUGCUAGACAAAGAACCAGCAAUACUCGAGUAAACUUGCAAUCCAGUAGCGCGUGGCCCAAUGCUUAAGGAUGGGCGUAUGUAAGUAAGGAUUUGCAUUUUCUCACUACGUUAUAUAUAGUCUUAAUCUAUUGUGAAGGCAGUUCGCCGUCGCGGUAUCUAAACAAAACAGGGAUCAAAGCAGCCGCCUCUGGCGUGACAUCGUACUUGUUCAGCAUAGUGCCAAACUUUCUAGCCCUAACACUUCGCCGGUGCGAGAAGCGGCAGGAUUCAAGGAAGUUCCAACACGACAGAUUCGUCCGAGGGCUCCCACGUGUCCGAUCCAGGCCUCUACAAUUCCUAGGAGAUGAGGCGCAGGUAGACUCUUGGCACUUGGUUGCUAGUCUUUCCAACCGCAUAACUUUGACGAAUUUUUUAAGCAUAGCGUAAGCACUGCCACUGUCGACCGUUGAUGGAUUCCAGACCCUUCCGGGAUGCAUCCUUGAUAAUUUCAGCGACACAAGAGCUUGCACCUGAACAGCUCGGAUCCCGAUGUCACCCACCUCUUCCCCGCUUCAAGUUCGAUUUUUGAUUUUCUAUAAUGCAAUUGCAAAUCUGACAUUCCAC
This is a messenger RNA of Amoebophrya sp. A25, 3064 nucleotides long. Lineage: Eukaryota; Dinophyceae; Syndiniales; Amoebophryaceae. The record is from the annotation of a GenBank genome assembly.